AUGUUUCCCAAACCAUCAUCGCAAUGCAUGCAAGCUAUAGCACGUACAUCCUGCUUCCGACCAGCCAUAAACGCAUCAACACAUCAUACACUAUCAUCCUCACUACACACAACAUCCAUCACUCGCUCAAAGUACUUGAAUCGUGAUUUCCUGCCUGAAAACAACCCAGAUGCCGAAUCUCAAAUGGAGGCAUUCAUGGCUCGCUUGCGUCAUGAUGGUGGUGAUAAGAUUGUAAGGAUCAAAUCACUCCUACUACACGUUGAUACAACAAGACUAGUACCUUUUGCAGAUGCUAUCAAGGGAUUAACGCUUGAUCAAGCAUUACUUCAACUCCGUUGGUUUCAGAAACCUGCUGCUCGGAGGUUUGAAGAGAAGCUAGUUGAGGCUGCAGUGCAAUUAGGUGAUGAUGGAUGGAAAUUACCUUCAACUUAUGUUGCUCAUUGCAUGCUAUCUCAAACAAACGAACACCUCUCACAAACCCACAUGCGUAAAUACGUCAAAGGAAGAGGUCGAUAUGGAUCUACGCCACAUCCACUCGUAACAUGUCUAGAUUUCACAUUCCAGGAACGAAGUAGUGGAUUCCAGACUCGGAAAAACGAUCCGUUGGAAUGGAUUCGUCUUCGAUUGAGAAAUCAACAGAAACCGUAUACGAAGACUGCUCAAGAGUAUUAUGAGGAGAAAAGAGCUGUUAGAAAGGUUAAGCCGCUUUAUUGCUGA
Molecule: messenger RNA, 717 nt
Organism: Synchytrium microbalum
Lineage: Eukaryota; Fungi; Chytridiomycota; Chytridiomycetes; Synchytriales; Synchytriaceae
Exons: 3
Coding region: 1-717 (238 amino acids)
Biological process (GO): translation
Cellular component (GO): ribosome
Molecular function (GO): structural constituent of ribosome
Source: RefSeq, a predicted model, not a curated record